Molecule: messenger RNA, 1960 nt
Organism: Corythoichthys intestinalis (scribbled pipefish)
Lineage: Eukaryota; Metazoa; Chordata; Actinopteri; Syngnathiformes; Syngnathidae
Product: regulator of G-protein signaling 5-like
Exons: 5
Coding region: 95-649 (184 amino acids)
Source: RefSeq, a predicted model, not a curated record
GCUCAGAGCUAUCCCUUAUACAAGAAAGCAGCCAGGCCAGGCUCUUCACAAGCGUGGAAAUAUCUACCAGCAGCCUGCCGGAUAACAUCUCACCAUGUGCCGAGGACUUGAUCUACUGCCAGUCACAUGCCUCGAAAGAGCCAAAGAGCUGAAAGCUCUAUUUGGAAAUUUGCUGCACAAAUCGGAUCACAGCAUCCCUGUGCAACCCCCAAAAAGUGAAACUCACAGUGUUGAUGAGCGCACGAAAUGGAAGGACUCAUUUGAAAAACUGCUGUCUAGUCAAAAUGGGCUAUGUCUAUUUCGAGCUUUUCUCAUGUCAGAAUUCAGCGAGGAAAAUAUUGCCUUCUACUUGGCAUGUGAAGACUACAGGACUUUGAAACCCUCGAAAAUGGCCGUUAAGGCCAAGCAAAUCUUCGAUGAGUUCAUCAGUACAGAUGCACCCCGAGAGGUAAAUCUUGAUCACGUCACUAAAGCGAUCACCAAAGAGAAUGUAGAGCAUCCCUCCAAGUCAUGUUUUGAUCUGGCCCAAGCCAAAAUUUAUACUCUGAUGGAGAAGGACUGCUACCCUCGCUUCCUUAAGUCCUUGAGCCAACAGAGUGGACUAAACAACUUUAUCAAGAACUGUGCAGUGAGUGGGAGGCAGAUGUGAUUUUCCCAGCAGAGGAGAUGCAGAAGCUAAGAAGUAUGCAGCAAAUACGCGAGCCGAGGAGGGUCGGCAGGCCAGGGUCGGAGCUGAAGCACUUGAAGCUGUGAGGAUGCGCACCGAGCUCCUCGUAAGAAGACGUCGAAAUGAGUUUUCACACAAUGCUGACGGCCACAGCAGUGUCAGCGUUAAACAAUGAAGAAACAGACGUGUUUCUUUCACACAACAAACCCCAUCGUAUUAAUUUAUUCUUCAUUAAAUGUGUAUUUAUAUUGAAAACAAUGAAUGUUUGCAUUGCAACUGUUUUGUGUUUUUUCUAUUGUACAAAGUGGAAUAAAUGCAACAAUUAAAGCGAGGCACGGAUGUCUCUGGAAUAUUCUGUUGUUGCCGAAAUGCCAUUAAACAUAUGCAGUCUCUUUAGUUCCAUUUAACUAACAGACUAUACGACUCGUUUUAUCCAUGAAUGGACGAGAUUCAACUCAUUGGGUGCCGUAGACAAAAAUAGACGUCCAAUCACUGUCACUGCCAAUCAAUGAGUUAAAGGUAAAGAGAUGUUUACUCUGUGAUUGUUGCAGAAUAUGGGAAAAGAGACGGCGGUUGUCCAGUGUCUUAUGCAUCAGAAGCAGAGGGCCUGCUAGCUUUGUGCUCACAAACCACCACAUUAGCCAGUUGUUUUCACAGGCAUGUAUAUGGAAAUUGAAAACGUUUGAAAUUGGUUCUCAAAGCGGAAGUUACACUGUGAGCAUAGAUACAGUGCUAGACAAAAGUAUUGCAAUUCUGUCAUAUAAUGCUGAAUUUCUCCCUGAAAAUGAUUGCAAUUACGAAUGCUUUGGUAUUAAUAUCUUCAUUUAUUUUGCUUGCAAUUAAAAACACAAAAUUAAAAACACAAAAGAGAAUGGGGAAAAAUCAUUAUCAUUUUACACAAAAUUCCAAAAAUGGGCCGGAAAAAAGCAUUGACACUCUUUGAAAAAUCAUGUGAUGCUUCUCUAAUUUGUGUAAUGAACAGCCCCUGUUACUUACUGUUAGGUUUUGUGUUGGUUUUCUCCUUGUGUGACUUGUCUCUGUGAUUGCCCAUUGAUUUCACCUGUUGUGCCUUCUCCCAGUGUCCUGCAAUCUGCAUCCUAGUGUGUUACCCAGCUGUUCCUCGUUGUCUUGUUACCCUUUGUCUACGUGUGUGUAUAUAAGCUCCCAGUUUUUUUCAGUCCUUGUUGCGUCAUCGUCAAUGUCAAUGCCCAUGUGCUUGUCGAUGUCAGUCUCCUCCGUCAGUGUAUAUGUCAACGCCAGUUUCAAGUCCUGUCCAAGCCCUCGUGUUCGUCU